GUCACUUGAGAGUUAGUAGUUAGACGUGGAUCCGAGUUUAGUCGGAUUUCUUUGAUUUUUGGCAGUUGAUCUGGGAUCUUUACAAAUAUGCCGGAAAGUGUCUCAAAGACAUUUAAACAGAGAAAAAGCUUUGCUGUUAGGAAAGAUGAAGUGGCGGGAAUCAGGUCCAAGUUUCCAACUAAAGUUCCAGUGAUUGUGGAAAGAUACCAUAAGGAAAACCAGCUCCCUCUACUGGACAAAACCAAGUUCUUGGUUCCACAAGAGCUCACCAUGUCACAGUUCGCCACAAUCAUCAGGAAUAGGAUGUCACUAAAUGCUAACCAAGCGUUUUACCUGAUUGUGAACAACAAGAGUAUAUCAAGCAUGUCUAUGACUCUGGCAGAGGUUUAUCGGGAUGACAAGGACGAGGAUGGAUUUUUAUACAUGACAUAUGCAUCACAAGAAAUGUUUGGUUGAUAUUUCACUUUAACUGACAUGUAUCUCAUUAUGUCACUGAAUGGAAGGAUAAAGUAAUAAAUUAUCAGUACCAUUGGUGACACAACACAGACCUCCUGGUGAUUAACAGCAAUGAGCCGUGACUGCAGGAAAUGUAUUGAUAUAACAAGCCAACUGAACCGUGAACUGAUUGUGUAUAAGACUUACCGAGUGUGAAAGUGGAAGGUAUUUUAUGUAAGGAAUACUUAGAAAUAUAAAGUGAAGGGUUGUUUGUGUGAUUAGUGGAUGAUGAACUUUGACCAGUAUCGAUAGUUAAGAAAUCCCCCCCUUUACCAAACAGUAAAAAAGGGAAAAGUGUUGUCAUGCUUCAGUUGUAAUUUGGUAAGUAGAUAAUAGUAAGAGGCAGACAUCUUCAUUUUACUGAAUAUCUUUUACAAAGUUUAUAUAGAUACAGUAUUUUAAACUCACAAAAUGUGCAAAGAUCACAUACAUUUAGAGACGGCCAUAAGCAUUUCAGACUAAACAAUGCAUGUCAAAAAUUCACCCAAAAUAUCAAAACUGGACAAUUGCUGGUGUUGUAAUAUGUGAUGUUAUAUCUUAUCUGUAUUGGGAAGGAAAUAGUUUAAAUGGGAAAAUAACAUCAUUUAAAUGGUAAUUAAAUUUCCAACACCAACCACUGUUUGAUGGUUGCUGCAAGUGAAUAUAUGAGGGAGGGAUAUUAUUAAAGAUGUGUGUAUUGUCUCUAUCAUUGUUCAUGGUCUUCAGUUAAGAGAAAGAAUGUGUGAUGAGUAUGGAUGCUUAGGUGUUCAACUGAUAUUAGUAAUUGUAUCACUGAUGUCUAUAUAUCAGUUCUAAUUCUUAAAUCUUUGUAUUUCAUGCUGUUGUAUGAGCAAAAACCAUGUUUCAAAGGAUGAUUUCAACUGUUUUUUGUGUGAACUGAACCAGACUCGUCCUAUAUUUGUGUGAACCAAACAAUACUUUAAAAUUUGGUGUUUUUGUAAAUUGAAAGUCCAAUUAACAAUAAUUGUUGUAAACCGGAUGUGGAAUAAGACCUUGAUCCAUUGUCUAAGUGGCUGUCACUAUAUCUUAUUGUGGGGGUCAGUAUAUAGGGCAGUGAGAGAACUGUGAUAGUAUACUUAAUAAUAGUUAGUGAUGGUAAGUUCUGCUGGUCAUUUUUGAUGGUCAGUUAGAAGUGAUUUAAUAAUAAGUAGAAGUAUGUCAGUGUGCUGAGUGUGAUGAAGUGGUUAAUUCUGACCAGUUACUGGUCACUUAGAGGACUUGUCAUCUGCUGGUGAAUUGUAGUGCUGAUAUUGUGAUAGUUAUAUACAUAAUUUGUUUUGAGUGUGAUCACACGUAAUCUGUGAUCAUUGAGUCACAAUGAUACUAUUAUGUUUGUGUUGAUAAUACUCUUAUCGACUUUGUGUAUUUAUUUGUCAUGAGGUGAGAUCUUUCUGUACAGUGUAUUAUAUACUGUAAAAACAUACAUCACUGUUGCCAACUUUGUUUCUGUAGAGGAUUAUAUGUCUUUAUAUACAUCUAUAUAUGCAUCUAUAUAUAUAUAAAUUGUUCUUCCAUAGAUCAUUACCUCGCAUCAUUUUGUAUAUUUAUCACGAACAUUCACAUUCAUCAAAAUUAAAGCUAAUCCGACAUUCUUGUCUUAAUCUAUGUUGAAACUUUACAGCUUAUCAUCUUUGUCACAUUUAAAUUUUGUGUCCUUGAAUUUGUUUUUGGGAUUGUUCAAUGUAAAACAAUUUUCUAAGGCUGCCAUAACAGUUGUUGUAACUUACUUAAAACUAAUAAUUUCCAAACAUUUGUGUGCUAAAUUUAUCUAUAAAAACGCUGCAAAUGAAGUGUUAUUUCUACUGCAAAGGUCAUACACAGGAUUGCAGUCUUACUGAACUCCUUUGUCAUUUGGAAUGGUCUUUUAGAUCAAGGUUCUUUUAUCACAGGCCAGGAGGGAUGUAGAAUUGUAAUGUAAGUGCUAAACAUGAAGUUACUAGAUCUCACAUUCUAUAUUCUUACUCUGUAUCUGUUCUAGAAACAUCGGAUGUCCUUCCUUAUUCUGUAUCUGUUCUAGAAACAUCAGAUGUCCUUUCUUACUCUGUAUCUGUUCUAGAAACUUCAGAUGUCCUUCCUUACUCUGUAUCUGUUCUAGAAACAUCGCAUGUCCUUCCUUACUCUGUAUCUGUUCUAGAAACAUCAGAUGUCCUUUCUUACUCUGUAUCUGUUCUAGAAACUUCAGAUGUCCUUCCUUACUCUGUAUCUGUUCUAAAGACAUCGCAUGUCCUUCCUUACUCUGUAUCUGUUCUAGAAACAUCGCAUGUCCUUCCUUACUCUGUAUCUGUUCUAGACACAACAGAUGUCCUUCCUUACUCUGAAUCUGUUCUAGAAACAUCAGAUGUCCUUCCUUACUCUGUAUCUGUUCUAGACACAACGGAUGUCCUUCCUUACUCUGAAUCUGUUCUAGAAACUUCAGAUGUCCUUCCUUACUCUGUAUCUGUUCUAGAGACAUUGCAUGUCCUUCCUUACUCUGUAUCUGUUCUAGAGACAUCAGAUGUCCUUCCUUACUCUGUAUCUGUUCUAGAGACAUUGCAUGUCCUUCCUUACUCUGUAUCUGUUCUAGACACAACGGAUGUCCUUCCUUACUCUGAAUCUGUUCUAGAAACUUCAGAUGUCCUUCCUUACUCUGUAUCUGUUCUAGAGACAUUGCAUGUCCUUCCUUACUCUGUAUCUGUUCUAGAGACAUCAGAUGUCCUUCCUUACUCUGUAUCUGUUCUAGAAACAUCAGAUGUCCUUCCUUACUCUGUAUCUGUUCUAGUCACAACAGAUGCCUUUCCUUACUCUGAAUCUGUUCUAGAAACAUCAGAUGUCCUUCCUUACUCUGUAUCUCUGCUAGAAACAUCGGAUGUCCUUCCUUACUCUGUAUCUGUUCUAGACACAACGGAUGUCCUUCCUUACUCUGAAUCUGUUCUAGAAACUUCAGAUGUCCUUCCUUACUCUGUAUCUGUUCUAGAGACAUUGCAUGUCCUUCCUUACUCUGUAUCUGUUCUAGAGACAUCGGAUGUCCUUCCUUACUCUGUAUCUGUUCUAGAGACAUCGGAUGUCCUUCCUUACUCUGUAUCUGUUCUAGAGACAUCGGAUGUCCUUCCUUACUCUGUAUCUGUUCUAGAGACAUUGGAUGUCCUUCCUUACUCUGUAUCUGUUCUAGAAACAUCAGACGUCCUUCCUUACUCUGUACCUGUUCUAGAAACAUCAGAUGUUUUUCCUUACUCUGUAUCUGUGCUAGAAACAUCAGCUGUCCUUCCUUACUCUGUAUCUGUUCUAGAGACAUCGCAUGUCCUUCCUUACUCUGUAUCUGUUCUAGAGACAUCGGAUGUCCUUCCUUACUCUGAAUCUGUUUUAGAGACAUCGGAUGUCCUUCCUUACUCUGAAUCUGUUCUAGAGACAUCGGACGUCCUUCCUUACUCUGUAUCUGUUCUAGAGACAUCAGAUGUCAUUCCUUACUCUGUAUCUGUUCUAGAGACAUCGGAUGUCCUUCCUUACUCUGUAUCUUCUUGAAACAUCAGAUGUUCUUCCUUACUCUGUAUCUGUUCUAGAAAUAUUGGAUGUCCUUCCUUACUCUGUAUCUGUUCUAGAGACAUCGGAUGUCCUUCCUUACUCUGUAUCUGUUCUAGAAACAUCAGAUGUCCUUCCUUACUCUGUAUCUGUUCUAGAGACAUCAGAUAGAUCUGAUGAAUUCCAUUAUCAUUGGUUUUUGUUUCAGACAAUGGAUCUUUUUUUUGUAAAUUAAAUCAAACAAAUCAACAAAUUGAAAUUUCCCAGGUACAUGUAUAUCUGUUAUAUGUUAAUCAUAAUUGGUAUGUUAUCAUUUGUACAGAAAAUCAUUCUUUAUCUAAACUAUAACUUACAUAUACUAUUAUAUAUUAGUGCAAUAACAACGUUUUACAUAUUUCUGGGAUUUUGUAUGCUGUUUAUUGGGAUGAGUAAUGUGAUACUGCUUUCUACUGCUAAAGUUGUAGGACACGUGAAUGAGUUAGCUGUUCUACUGCUGGCUGUACUGGUGAAAUAUGCAUGUGUACCAAGCAUGCCAUGUCUUGCUCAUGUAUUCUUACAUGUGACUGAUAUUUUAGAUGGUCAAUGUUACAAAAUGUAAAGUAUAUUUAGAUUAUAUGCCACAUAGAAGGCCUGGUUCAUGUACAACUGGAUAUUUUGAUUUCUCUCUAAAUUAUUUGGACAGCCUUAUAAUGAUUACUGUCUGGUAAUGAUUUUCGGGACAUGAUGAAAGUUUGUAAAGAUAUUGAUACUGUUCUGUUAAUAAAUACUACGUGAUGGGAAAUUAAAAAAAAAAUCCAAUUAGGUUAACUUUAUAGGUAAAACUCCAUCAGGAUGUUCACAGAUCUAUUUUCGUUAUUGACUCAACUUAGAACAUGGUGAUUGUAGUGUAUAUAGCCUGAUUAAUUAUCAUUGUAAACAGGUGAAAGUAUGUAUUUUGUUUCUGUCUUUCAUCUGUCUUUAUGUUUUAAUACUAGCCAAGAGCUGAACAAAAAAGUGCUGUCGUGUUCAUCAACUUUGUGAGAGAUGUGAGAGUGUAUACCAGUCAUUAUAUAUCAGUAGUCAUCUAUACAUGGCUGUCUUCUAUACUACUGUCAUACAUUUUUUGGUAUGAUUAAAAUGUAUUUUUGUAAA
Messenger RNA from Ylistrum balloti, 5121 nucleotides. RefSeq names its product microtubule-associated proteins 1A/1B light chain 3C-like. Gene Ontology annotation, cellular component: cytosol; autophagosome membrane; autophagosome. Gene Ontology annotation, biological process: macroautophagy; autophagy of mitochondrion; autophagosome assembly. Lineage: Eukaryota; Metazoa; Mollusca; Bivalvia; Pectinida; Pectinidae. The transcript has 4 exons. Gene Ontology annotation, molecular function: ubiquitin protein ligase binding. Bases 88 to 456 code for a protein of 122 amino acids. The record is from RefSeq and is a predicted model, not a curated record.